Molecule: messenger RNA, 941 nt
Organism: Dermacentor andersoni
Lineage: Eukaryota; Metazoa; Arthropoda; Arachnida; Ixodida; Ixodidae
Product: A disintegrin and metalloproteinase with thrombospondin motifs like
Biological process (GO): membrane protein ectodomain proteolysis
Molecular function (GO): metalloendopeptidase activity
Source: RefSeq, a predicted model, not a curated record
CUGCGAUACCAAAGUGUGAGUUACAUAAAAAUCAUACCUAGACUUGUUGGAAUUGAACGUGCACAACAGGGGCAUGACUCCUACGAAGUGAUGUAUGGAGAAAGUAUGAUUUCAGAAGAUACUCUGAGAAACCUACAGUCGUACGUCGAAGGGCGGCUAAAUGACUUCAAGGGCGCUGACGCCGUUAUGCUGAUCACCGGACACUCCAUGAUCAGCGUUAGCACUGGACAGAUCAGGACAGGUGUAGCAGGGUUAGCCAUGACUGGAGGUCUGUGCUCGAGGCGAAGGGUGGCGGAAAGCUUGGACGUCGGGAGAGGAUAUGCCGGAAUCGUUCAUCUAGCUCACGAGCUGGCGCACUUAAUGGGAUCAAGUCACGAUCAAGCGGCUCCCAUACCAGGCAUUCCAGGAAACCAAGGUGCAUACCAUUGCCGCUGGACUGAUGGACACAUCAUGAGCUACGACUUGAAGGACGAGAACCAGUUUACUUUUUCACAGUGCUCUCAGGAGCAGUUUGUGGUCUUCCUAAAGCUAGUCCCUCCACAUUGCAUAGAAAAUACUUGGACAGGCAAGUUGCCUAAGAACUCGCGUAGGUAUCCCGGUGACACUUUGUCCCGCAACAAAUUCUGCCGCAGGGAGUCUGGAUCACUACAAUCAAAGGAAUGCACCAAAAGAAGUGGAGAUGCUCUUUGCAAAAUAACGUGCUGCCCUGGAAAAGACCGGUACAGACGAAGCGUUGACAUGGCUGAAUACUGGUGCCUGGAUGGAACAAACUGUGGCAAAAACAAGGAAUGCUACAGCGGUUACUGCAAGGCCAAACGCAAGAAGUAAAGCAGCAUCGAACGAAAAGAGGCGAGCAGGAAAUUAAGCCAUUAGCAUUCAGUGUGCUUUCUAAACUACAGCAACGUUUUUUCUUUCUAUAUAAAUAAAUAAGCUCACUGCUA